UGGUAAUAAAUUAAUAAUAAAAAAAUAUAUAUUAUCUUUGGACUCCAUCUAGGAUUUUGACAGCUUUUUGAUCAAACAGCAAAAAAGCAUCAAAACCCAUUAUCAGAAUCAAGAGAGAAUUAUUCUCUCUCUCUAAUGGAAGCCGAUGUAUCCAUCUUCUUCCAAAUCAAAGCCCUAAAAUUGCAUAUCUGAAUCUCUUUUUCUCUAUAAUUCUUUUUGGGCUUUUGUGAGAUUCUUUGGGGAAUCGAAAAUGAAAGGUGGUGUUGUUUUUGUCGCGAUUUUCUUCUUCUCUUUAUCCGCAUGCUGUUUGAUGACUUCGGCGAGUGUGGUUUUGAUUGGCAGGAAUGUUACUUUGUCUUUCGAUGACGUUGAAGCUAAUUUCGCUCCAGCAGUUAAGAGCUCCGGUGAAUGUGGGUUAUUGUAUUUGGCAGAGCCCCUUGAUGCGUGUUCAGAUUUGACAAAUGAAGUUGAAAAAGCUUCAAAUAUUACUUCCCCAUAUGUUUUAAUUAUAAGAGGAAGGUGUAGCUUUGAGGAUAAAGUUAGAAGAGCACAGAAGGCUGGGUUCAAAGCUGCAAUUGUGUAUGACAAUGAAGAUGAUGGCAUCUUGGUUUCAAUGGCAGGGACUUCAACUGGUAUAAAAAUACAUGCUGUAUUUGUUUCUAAAUCUUCUGGUGAAACACUCAAGAAGUAUGCUGGGCUGAGAGACAUGGAGCUUUGGUUAAUCCCAAGCUUUGAAAAUUCUGCAUGGUCUAUCAUGGCAAUAUCUUUUAUUUCUCUGCUGGCCAUGUCUGCAGUGCUGGCUACUUGUUUCUUUAUUCGUAGGCAUCGUAUAAGAAGAGAGCAGCCUCGUUCUUCUCGUGUCCGGGAGUUCCAUGGAAUGAGCCGCCGCUUGGUGAAAGCAAUGCCAAGCCUAAUAUUCACAGCUGUUCUAGAGGAUAACUGUACUUCAAGAACAUGUGCCAUAUGCCUUGAAGACUAUAGUGUUGGAGAGAAGCUCAGGAUUCUGCCAUGUCAACACAAAUUCCAUGCUUUUUGUGUGGACUCCUGGCUUACCACAUGGAGAACCUUUUGCCCAGUAUGCAAGCGUGAUGCAAGAACUAGCAAUGGUGAUCUGCCAGCCUCAGAAUCCACACCAUUACUUUCAUCCAGCCCAGCCUCUGUGGCUUCUUCUUCUGUGUUGUCAUCCUUUAGAUCUACAUCGUCGCUGGCCAUACAAAUUGCCCCUACAUCAUUGCAGUCCCCAUCAGUUUCUCAUAUUCCAUCAUCACGAUCCCCUUCAGUUUCCCGUAUUCCUCCUCUUUCUAGCACUCCAUAUGUCCAGCAGUCUCUUAGGUCAUACCAUCAAUCACCUUCUCUAAGCGUAAGUCGCAGCUCAGCAGAUCUUAGGCAUGCCUCUUCGCAAAGAUCCAUUGCUUCUCAUUUAGUUUCACCCCACUCCUUGGGUUACCCAUCAAUAUCACCUCUUAACUCGAGAUACUUGUCUCCAUAUAUGCCUAGCCCAAGCAAUGCCUCGCCUAGUUUUAUAAGUUCUUCAAGUCAUCAACCGCGCCCACUUCAUUGUAGCGAGUCUGCUGCAAGUUUCUCCCCAUUUGCCUCUGCACAGUCACUCCCAGAAUGUUAAUUUGAGAUUUCAUUUUAUGAUUGGGAGCUUUUAGGUAUGUGCCCAACUAAAUCAACAGUCGUUGCAUCCUUCAAACCUCAUGAUGUCUUAGGGUAUAAGUUCGUGAUUGGAUUCAUCUGAAAUGAUGGUUGCCUUGUUGCACAAUACCUGGAACAUGAGAUGCUGAUGACUGAGUUGUACAUUGUAUCAUACCAUUCUGCACCAUGUAUUAAUUUCCAAGCGAUAACUACAGUUGAGGUUUCAGAAAAUUUUACACAGUUUUAUGAGUGUGUUGUAUCAAGCUAUGUUGAAAUUGAUGUUUGAAUAGUUUGGAUUGGUCGAUUAUAGUUUAACCCUGAAGGCACUAACCCUUUAUAUGUGAAGAGUGUGAAGUUGGAGGUCC
Molecule: messenger RNA, 2003 nt
Organism: Hevea brasiliensis (rubber tree)
Lineage: Eukaryota; Viridiplantae; Streptophyta; Magnoliopsida; Malpighiales; Euphorbiaceae
Product: receptor homology region, transmembrane domain- and RING domain-containing protein 2
Exons: 4
Coding region: 251-1621 (456 amino acids)
Source: RefSeq, a predicted model, not a curated record